AUGCUGCUCUCGCGCGCACCGGCGUCUCGCGCCUUCGCAUCAACGCUCACCAUGCGGCCUCUGACAACAUCAAGUCGACUCCUUGCCAAGGAUCGCCCUGUCCGUCACAAUCCUCUGGUCGGAAACUACACUCCUCCCAAACCGCAGACCGCAACGCCGACGGAGGAGCCACCCGUCAGCACCGAGGACCCCAAAUCAUCGGAACCGCCCGCGUCCAGCGCAGAAGUCCCCCCCAACGCCGACAUGCCACCGCCCCCUCCGCCUCCACCGUCCGCUGAAGCUGCGACGAAUGCGAAGCUCGGAGAUUCGAAGAAGCCAGCGGCUUCCUCGCCUUUUGCUUACGACGCCACCCGUCACGUCGACAUUCACAAAAUCGUCUCGGAGAAGAUGGAGCCCCUGGUGGCUACCACCUCCGCAGACCCCCUGAAGCAGCCGCGCAUGCGUACCGCUCCUGUUGCCGGACGUACCGUCUUUGUCGACCAGUCGGUGGGACUACCGGCUGCUCUCAAGGCUCUGCAACGCCUCGUGUCCCAGAGCAAGAUCAAGCGGCUCGCUACUCUGCAGAGGUUUCACGAGCGACCAGGCAUGAAGAGGAAGAGGUUGAGGAUGGCCAGGUGGAGGAGAAGGUUCAAGGAUGGUUUCCAAGCGACGGCGCGACGGGUGCGCGAGAUGAAGAAGCAAGGCUGGUGA
Molecule: messenger RNA, 690 nt
Organism: Emericellopsis cladophorae
Lineage: Eukaryota; Fungi; Ascomycota; Sordariomycetes; Hypocreales; Bionectriaceae
Exons: 1
Coding region: 1-690 (229 amino acids)
Biological process (GO): mitochondrial translational initiation; translation
Cellular component (GO): mitochondrial small ribosomal subunit; ribosome
Molecular function (GO): structural constituent of ribosome
Source: RefSeq, a predicted model, not a curated record